Molecule: messenger RNA, 1494 nt
Organism: Perkinsus marinus ATCC 50983
Lineage: Eukaryota; Perkinsozoa; Perkinsida; Perkinsidae
Exons: 17
Coding region: 22-1494 (490 amino acids)
Molecular function (GO): RNA binding
Source: RefSeq, a predicted model, not a curated record
UUGUCUUCGUAUUGUUUAACCAUGAAAGGUCAGAAUUUGCUUAUCAAGCCAAACCUCCUAAAUCCUCAAGCCGCUGCUCAGGGCAACGGGCAGUCAACUGGUGAGACCAAGUUUGAAGGUCCUCCGAUGGUGAAUGAGCCUGUCCAGACGGACUGCUUCCGUGGCCGGGCUUUUCAGAGUGAUUCCAUGGGUGGAAAUUAUGCAAAAAUGAUGAAGGAGAAAUACGGAGUUAACGUGUCGGUAGCGCCUCUCAGCGGCAACGGAGCUGUUGUGAACUGCCGUGCUCCAUCUAAGGACCAAGCUGUGGCGGCCUCGAAAGUCAUCUCCAAGAUUCUUGCUGGGUUCCACGUGGAACUCAUUGAAACGACUGAUGAAGUUCUGGACAAGCUCUUUGAUACUACUAUGAAUCCUGACAAGACCAUUGAAGAGAUCUAUAUGCUCGGUCGUGUGUCUCAACUGAAGAACAAGGAGCCUGGUACUACUAUUGCUAGGUCCAAUCCCGACAACUUUGAGAACUCGCAGGUUGGAAUCAUCGUGGAAGAGUCCGUCAGAAAAGAGCUGCCUCGUAUUCGGGGAGAUGUGAUGGACAUUAUACGGAAGUGCUCUUACACGACGGAGACGGUUAAGGUUCCUAGGGCGCAUACGAAGACUUGGGGUGAGACUACUACGACGAGUUUGAAUGAUGCUCUCAACGGCGAAGCUAUGGUCUUUUUCCGAAGAGCCCAGACUAAGGAUGAUGAGAGCUAUUUGGACUUGUGGGGGAGCCCUGAGGGGCGCGAGAGGGCUAAGGAACUUCUGAAGCAGUUCUAUGAGGCAGUGAGCGUAUCGGUUCCCGAGGAAGCCGUCCAACCGAUGCUGCAGGACAGAUGCAAGGUCCUGCAAGAUAUCCAGAGAGAUGCCGCUGUAUCGCUGUAUUACUCUAAGCCUGACUCGGCCGUCUUCAUAUACGGACUGAAAAAGAACAAGGAUAAGGCUGCUGCUGAUUUCAACAAUUUUUUGGAUAACCUACACAAGCAGCUCGCGAAAUACACAAUAAAGCAGAUUGAAUUGCGAUCUGACGAGAUGGGCAUUCUGAUUGGACCUAAGGGCCGAAACAUCAGGCGUAUCACGGAAGAGUCCCUUUGUCAUGACAUUCGUGUUGGUGAGGAUCAGAUUGUCACUAUCACGGGAUUGCCCGCGGCGGUUGAGAAGGCUGUUACUAUGAUCGAGGAGGAUCUAAAUGCUAGAAAGGAUGUUGUCACUGUACAGUCGCCUGGAAAUGAGAAGGAGAACGAGCCAACUCCAGAAGCGAAGUCGUUCUUGUUCGCUCGUCGUGAAGGGGGAUGGGGAGAGAAAGCCCCUGAUGUGGCUAAGGAAGAGCCAGUGGAUUUGAACUCGACCGAUCAGUUCCCGCCACUUGGAGCUCAUCCUUCUGGAAAGCCGAAGAAGGCGAAGUUCCGAAAGAACAAGGCCAACAUGUUGGUGACUAUGACCUUGGAAUUGAUGAAGGAGUGA